Molecule: messenger RNA, 2169 nt
Organism: Exophiala bonariae
Lineage: Eukaryota; Fungi; Ascomycota; Eurotiomycetes; Chaetothyriales; Herpotrichiellaceae
Exons: 4
Coding region: 1-2169 (722 amino acids)
Cellular component (GO): cell septum; cell periphery
Molecular function (GO): chitin synthase activity
Source: RefSeq, a predicted model, not a curated record
AUGGCUGACGCUGUUCAGACCGCCCCAUGGGGUAUCAAAGAGAUCGUCAGCAUUUCUCUCAUUGCACCCUUUCUUCUCGCAGGCGCCCUCGAGUCAGUCCUUUGGGUGGCUGCUUUCUGCUAUUGCCUCACCAAAGCGUUCAUAAAGGCUGACCACUGGUCGCAAAAGAUUCUCUCAGUCGUCAUGGCCACGUUGUUUUGUAUCAUCAGGGGAAUAUUUCUUCCGGUGGUGCUCGUCACGCUGCCUUUGCCAGGCCGUAUCACAGACUACUUUCCUGAUCUGUUGGUCGAUAUCCUGCACAAUUUUGCCUUCUACACUUUCGCCGGCAUGCUCUGUGUUCCUUGGCUGGUUUCCAUUUUCCAAAUCGUCGUCACACCCCUGGGACGAAAGAGCAGGAUAAAAUAUGCUCUCAACGAGCACUCAGCGCCCAAGGUUGUUGUUGUCAUGCCCAUCUACAAAGAGCCCCCAGAUACCCUGUGGACUGCGCUCACCUCUGUUGUGUCGUCGGAAUACCCCGGAGCUUGCAUACAUGUGUUUCUUUCUUUUGAUGGCGAUAGCAUAGACGAGCUCUAUCUGAAGACCAUCGAUCGUCUGGGCGUACCUGUCACCCUGAAAGAGUUCCCGAAGUCGAUAGACGUUGCAUAUCGGGGAGUUCGUGUCACAGUCUCGCGAUUUCCUCAUGGUGGCAAGCGGCAUUGCCAGAAGGCCACUUUUCUACUCAUCGACAAAAUCUACAAGCGAUACUUGCAACAAAGCGACGAUCUGUUCAUGUUGUUCAUUGACUCGGACUGCAUUCUCGACCCGGUCUGCAUACAGAACUUUAUGUAUGACAUGCAACUCAAUCCACGUGGUAAAAAUGCCAUGCUGGCCAUGACGGGAAUCAUCACAUCCCGGACAGACAAGCACUCAUUCUUGACACUCAUGCAGGAUGUGGAAUAUCUUCACGGGCAGUUGUUUGAAAGAUCGAUUGAGUCGGCAUGUGGAUCCGUGACAUGCUUACCAGGAGCACUUACCCUUCUGCGAUUCUCAGCCUUUCGAAACAUGGCAAGGUUUUACUUUUCCGAUCGAGCUGAGACGUGUGAAGACUUGUUCGACUAUGGAAAGACGCACCUGGGCGAGGAUCGCUGGUUGACCCAUCUUUUUAUGGUGGGAGCCAAAAAAGCGUACCAAAUCCAGCUGAGCACGAGUGCAUUUUGCAAGACAGAGGCUGUGCCGACUUUUCGCUCUCUCAUGAAACAAAGACGUCGAUGGUUUUUGGGCUUUAUCACCAAUGAGUUGUUCAUGAUAUAUGCGAUAUUCACAGCUGGGCAAAGAACAUGGGGCGGCCCUAGAGCAGACGCAGGGGUCGCAGACGCAGGGACCACACCUCAACAGGCGAUUGAGCACGCCAUUGAGACUGGAGACGAGUUGAAUGUCAAGCCCGAGACCUUCAAACCCGCGGUGCAAGUGCGAAGGCGGCGUGUGAGACCUUCAAUGCUGCACCCAUCUUCAAGUGUUGAAGGACGAUUUGUUCCUGCCGAACCUGGCCCAAGUCAAGUCUGGGACAAGGGAGCCGCAUCCCCCACUGGGUCUGAGACCGAGAUGAGCGAGCACUUGCGCAGAUGGGAGCACAAUUCUCUUGACAUGAGUGACGCCGAGGGUAUUUCGGUACACACACCUCAACGCGUCACAAGUAUCUCAGGCGAAGAUUACGGGCUGAGGACGCAGGUCGACGGCAUGGCUGAACAUGAUCUUGCAGAUUACAGUUCUGGGUGGUCACAGCAGUCCAGUCUUGAAUUCAACAUUACGAGGCGAAGCACAGUGACGGAUGGCGGCUCAUAUCCGCCCUCGGCUUACCCCCGACCACGGUCCAGUCAUUAUGGCGGAAGCAGAACACGAUCGGUAUCUUUGGGGGUGGCCGAUUCUCGGAAACUGUCGAGCUCGUCAUAUGAGCUAUCUACUCGACAAAGCAUUAGAGACAGUAAAGUGCCGCCCGAGCACAGGAGUUCAUUGGGCAGGAUAACUCCAAUGACAGCUGUGCCGAUUGAAGAUGACCACUUGAGUUUGCACGGGGAGUAUGCAUUGACGAGGACAGAAGUAGACAGCGAGGCUGAGGAGAAUGUGCGUUGGACUUCGAAGCGGCAAAGGAAACGGCUUCAAAGAGGCCGAAGCCCAUCAAGCAUGGUUUAG